Cydia pomonella (codling moth) is the source of this 1065-nucleotide messenger RNA. Its product is annotated as ubiquitin-conjugating enzyme E2 S. Bases 293 to 982 code for a protein of 229 amino acids. The record is from RefSeq and is a predicted model, not a curated record. The transcript has 4 exons. NCBI's taxonomy places the organism in Eukaryota, Metazoa, Arthropoda, Insecta, Lepidoptera, Tortricidae.
AAACAACAACGUUGUUUAUGGUCGAUUUCGUCGUUCGAUGUCGUUGUCAAACAGAGAAGUAUAAUUUAAUCGUGUAUUUAUUGAAGAAACGACGAAAUAAAGCAAUUAAACCAGUAUUUUAAUUUACUAUUGUGUUUCAACACGGCAACUAAAAUUAUCGAUUAAGUGGUUCAUUAGAGGGACAGUGUGCAACAGACAAAAUUAUCAAUUGUGUUUGUAUCGUUUCGAUCGUGAUGGCGGGCGGAUUGUGAGAUUUUUGAGAGUUUGAUCGGUGUUGAAACUAGGCGACGGCAUGUGGAACAGCGAAAACGUCUCGCCACAGCGAUCGCGCACGGCGCUGCGUGAACUACGGAGGCUGGCAGCGCGACCCCCGCCAGGAAUCAAGCUGCUAUUGCGAGACGACGACCUAUCCGACAUCACAGCGCUUAUUGAUGGACCAGCGGAGACACCAUACUUCGGCGGCGUGUUCCGCGUACAAAUAAAACUGGGCAAGGAGUUCCCGACGGCUCCACCCCGAGCCUACUUUCUGACGCGCAUCUUCCACCCUAAUGUGAGCCGAGAGGGGGAGGUCUGCGUAAACACACUCAAGCGUGACUGGCGCCCGGAGCUAGGCCUCGAACACGCACUCUUAGCGCUCCGCUGUUUAAUGAUCGCUCCCAAUGCGGAUUCUGCCCUCAAUGCAGAUGCAGCAGAACUGCUCCGGGGACGCUAUGAAGAAUACUUCGCUCGCGCCAAGCUGCUUACUGAAAUACACGCCAAACCUGCCAAGGGACAUGAAACCCAGGAUGAAAACAUUAAUCUCAUCGGCGGCUUGGACGAGCCCGCGCCGGCCGGCAGCGGAGAAGCGGAGGCGGGGGCGGGAGCGGGAGCGGGAGCGGAGGCGGGCGCGGGCGCGGAGGGCCCGGCGGCCAAGCGCGAGCGGCGGCCGCGGGGCAAGCCGGCGCCGGCGCGUGACAAGCGCAAAGUGCUUAAGCGGUUAUGAACGGCCCCCGGGAGACUAAAUUACCAAAUAUUAUGACAUUGAAUUCACAUUAUAUUUAAUAAACUAAUUGAUUGCGAUUAUUA